AUGCCUGUCUGUUUUGUGGUGGCACAGGUCUUAGCGCAUGACCAUGUUAAUUUCAGCGUAUACGUGGAGAAUCAGACACGGGGUCGAGACGCCAUGAGUCGCCGGCAGCACAGAGUGUACCAGCUGUACAGCAGGACAAGUGCCAAACACGUGCAGGUGAUGGGGAGGAGAAUCAGUGCCAAGGGAGACGAUGGGGAUAAAUAUGCCCAGCUUGUUGUGGAGGCUGAUACUUUUGGAAGUCAGGUGAGAAUCCGUGGUAAAGAGACCAACUUCUACCUGUGCAUGAACCAUCGAGGCAAGCUUGUGGGGAAGAAGGCUAGUAAUCGCAGUGCAGACUGUGUCUUCGUUGAGAUGGUGUUGGAGAACCACUAUACAGCUCUGAUGUCAGCACGCUAUACGGGCUGGUACGUGGGCUUCACCAAGAGGGGGCGCCCCAGGAGAGGCCCUCAGACACUGCCCAACCAGCAGGACGUUCACUUCAUGAAGCGCCUGCCCCCCGGGGAGCAGCCCGACCUGCAGCCCUUCCGCUUCACCACAGUCAGCAAGAGAAGCAAGAAAGUGAGAGGGACCCGACCCACAGCCACUACAGCACCUACAUAGUCAAUGCCACACAACAUACCCAAAUGACUCGACAACUGUCCUCCCCUGUGUGAAUUGAAUGUAAGGAGUUUGCUGGGCUGAACCCAGGUAAAGACCUAACUAAGUGGUGCAUAGUACAAUAUGUGCAUCAAAAGACUUGGAGCUAAACAAUCUGACCACAUCAGGGAAGAUGUUGUCCUUGCCCUUUUCCUCCCCAUUCCAGAGACAGUGUUGUCUCAAAGACUGUUGAAUUACAAUGUACAGUGCCAACCAUUCUAGUUAGGCCACAGAAGACAGCUAUACUCAGUGUUUGUUUCCAGAGGCACUAAAGUUGAACUACCAAAGACGACUGAACCAUAGCGUUCAAUACCGAAUAUCCGUGUUUUCAACAUCCCAAAGACAACUGGUCAACUGUUCAGUACCAAACACCCGAACCACCAAAGGCGACUGUAGCGUGUACCCAACACAGAGGGACAGUCAAGGUUUCUCAAUGCAUUAUUUGUAUGUUUGUCUUCAUAUGACUUAGGAGCUACUGUUCCUGCCUUUUCACUCAAUACAGAAAGCUGCUGUAACAUAGUAAGUACACUAUCUUCAGUCUGUCUCGUAUGGAAAUAUUUAAGGAGAAUUGUUGAAACUAUAUGCAUUUUAUUACCAUUGUUAUUAUUACAAUUAUUUAUUUAACUUGAUGGUAUGAUAGCUGUUUUAGACCAAUGGUAUUGCCAAAUAGAAUACAAACAUAUGGUCCUAAAUGUUACCGGUUUGCGAUAUUGUGUGAUACUCAUUAUCAAUAUGCUAAUCCACAAUUGUUUUUCUCUAAAAGAAAUGUAAAUACUCCGUGUUUGUGGACCAUACAGGAAAAGACUCGUAACCUAACCUUGACAUUGUAGGCACCAUACUGUGGGUCAUUGAGGUUCCAUAAAAAAAGUACAAGUGCCAUCUAGUGGUCACUGGAAAUGGGAGCAUCUGCACAGAACACAGAAUAUGUGCCAAACCACAGUUCACUGAUUUAUCCCUUGGAAAACAAGCUGAGCCUAUAGCGACCUUCUUGAUGGAAUGCAGCUGCCAAUACAUAGAAUCAAUUCUGAUCAGGUUAAUACACGAGUUGAAAACUGAAUGGGAAAAUGAGUUAAAAAACAUGCAGGGAAUACCUAUACGAACAUAUCUGAAUGUAUCUAGUUGUGAGAAGUACAGCCCUUUCAUACCUGGAUCAAGGCCUCAACAGCCACACUCAUAACCAUGUCAUUUCCUGCAGCUGGGAUGUCUUUCCCAGGCAGGCGGCCUGCACAGCUCAGACAUGUGGGCACUAGUACGGAGGAGGGCGGGGCAGGAGGUAGUUUCUCACUGCCCAACACCAUGAAACAUUUUCUUGAGAGAAUGUGCGAGGCAGAGAAUGGGCUGGACGUGUGUGUGGAGGAAUGUGGGUUCCAGUGCAUUACUGCAUUCCUGAUCACCCUUUCUGGGUACCAGCAUUCCGUCUGCAGACUAACUUUGAUCCUCCCCUCGAUACACUACACACACACUUUCCAAACACCAAUUCAGAGUUAAUAAUAUAUCCUAAAUUCUCUAGUUUCUUGCCAAUUUCCAGAGCCACACUCAUUAAACAAAAAAUGUGAAACACACAA
This is a messenger RNA of Oncorhynchus mykiss (rainbow trout), 2201 nucleotides long. Its product is annotated as fibroblast growth factor 18. Lineage: Eukaryota; Metazoa; Chordata; Actinopteri; Salmoniformes; Salmonidae. Gene Ontology annotation, molecular function: growth factor activity. The record is from RefSeq and is a predicted model, not a curated record.